CGGUAUUUUUGCGGAAAUGGCUGCUCCUAGAGGAGAGACAGUCCCCAAGCCCAUCCAACAAGACUGGGUAAACCGCGAAUACAUCGAAGUGAUAACCGUCAGCAUAAAAAAGAUCACCGAUUUCCUCAAUUCUUUCGACUUAUCUUGUCGAUCAAAACUCGCCGUUUUAAACGAAAAGUUGACAACUCUCGAGCGAAAGAUCGACUAUUUGGAAGCUUGUGUCACCAAAGGGGAAACCUUGACAUAAGAUGCUCCUCACUCGCCUCAGCCACCUCCAAAGGCCGCUCAUCCCCCACACGCGCACCCUCUUCCACUGGCUGAACAUCGUCUUCAACCGCGUGGACGACGAACGACGGAAACAA
This is a messenger RNA of Tribolium castaneum (red flour beetle), 362 nucleotides long. It is a transcript of the gene HSPC300, whose product is annotated as Haematopoietic stem/progenitor cell protein 300. Gene Ontology annotation, cellular component: SCAR complex. Bases 17 to 247 code for a protein of 76 amino acids. NCBI's taxonomy places the organism in Eukaryota, Metazoa, Arthropoda, Insecta, Coleoptera, Tenebrionidae. The record is from RefSeq and is a predicted model, not a curated record. Gene Ontology annotation, molecular function: protein-containing complex binding. The transcript has 3 exons. Gene Ontology annotation, biological process: cell motility; actin filament organization; regulation of actin polymerization or depolymerization.